This is a messenger RNA of Aspergillus saccharolyticus JOP 1030-1, 2079 nucleotides long. Its product is annotated as bifunctional terpene synthase/polyprenyl synthetase family protein. The transcript is spliced from 9 exons. Gene Ontology annotation, biological process: isoprenoid biosynthetic process. Lineage: Eukaryota; Fungi; Ascomycota; Eurotiomycetes; Eurotiales; Aspergillaceae. Gene Ontology annotation, molecular function: prenyltransferase activity. The coding region runs from base 1 to 2079 and encodes 692 amino acids. The record is from RefSeq and is a predicted model, not a curated record.
AUGGAAUGCAUCGCAUCUUUCCCUGAAGAAGACCAAUUUUCUCGGCUCGUGGCCCGCGAGACCCCCGACCUCCACGGCUUCUGCCAUGGAUACCCAUUGCGACGCCACCAAUGGGAACACCGGGCCAACGAGGGAUCGCUGCAUCUGCGCGCCGAUUGGGAGAAGUACAUCGGCCCCAUUGAGCGAUGGGGAUCGUGCAAUCCGUGGGAGGGCCACUUUGGCGCGGUCGUGCUGCCCUGCUGCCGGCCGGAGCGAAUGGCGAUCGUGAACUACAUCUUCGAAUACGCCUUCAUGUACGACAACGUGGUGGAAUCCGCGGCCAACUCCACCAUCAACGCCCACGCCGACGAGAUCGCGCUGGACGAGACCGAAUACCGCACCGUGCGCUCCGUCACCGGCACCAAACAGGUGCAGUCGAAAAUGCUGGUCGAGCUCUUCGCCAUCGACCCCGCCUGCGCCCAGGUGGUGCUGGACGCGUGGAAGACGAUGAUCGACACGACGGCGACCAAGGACAAGACCCGCGCUUUCAGCGACUGGGAGGAGUACGUGGACUACCGCAUCAUCGACACAGGCGCGCCGUUCGUCGACAUGCUGAUGCGCUUUGGCAUGGGGGUGGUGCUCACCCCGGCGGAGCAGGCCAGCAUCGAGACGGUGGUGCGACCGUGCUAUGCGGCGCUGGGGCUGGCGAACGACUACUUCUCAUUCGACGUGGAGUGGGAGGAGUUUCAGCAGUCGGAGGAGACGACGAUGACGAACGCCGUGUGGUUGUGCAUGCACUGGCACGGGGUGGACGUGCCCACCGCGAAGGAGAUGGUGCGUGAAGUGACAAACCGAUUCGAGCGGGAGUUCCAGCAGCGCGUGGCGGAGUACGUGGCCGGAGAGGGUCAGCACAAUCGCAAGGUCCAGAUUUAUCUGCGGGCUCUGGGGUAUCAGAUCCCGGGCAAUGUGGCCUGGAGUCUGCGAUGUCCGCGCUAUCAUCCACAUCUGAUCCAGGAGGCUGGGAAACUCCUUCACGACAGCAUGCAGGCCGCCAGUGACGGUCCCAGUGCCCCCGUGCGCGAGCAGAAGCGCCCCAGUAUCUCCGAGGAGAGCGAGUCGAGCGAGUCGUCCGUGUGGUCAGUGGCGAACUCGCCUCGCUCGUCCAUCUCGUCUGCCUCGGAGCCAGAACCGGAGGUGAAAUUAGGGUCCGAGUAUCUCCGCGCGCCGGCAGAGUACAUCGCCUCGCUGCCGUCGAAAGGCGUGCGCGAGGCGUUCAUCGACGCGCUGAACGUGUGGCUCAUGCUGCCCGACCGCCAGGUGAAGCUGCUCAAGUCGAUCGCCAAGACGCUGCACAAUGCCUCGUUGAUGCUGGACGACAUCGAGGACGCCUCCCCGCUGCGUCGCGGCCAGCCCGCCACCCACACGGUGUAUGGGAUCGCCCAGACGAUCAACUCGGCCAACCACCUCCUCCUGCAGGCCAUGGACGAAGUGCGGCAGUUGGAGGGGUCGGGAUGCCUGGAUAUCUACUCGGAGGAGCUGCGCAAUUUGUUUAUUGGGCAAAGCUGGGACCUGUAUUGGACCCGACAGGGGGAGUGUCCCAGCGAGCCGGAAUAUAUGGAGAUGGUGCGCCAGAAAACAGGCGGCCUCUUCCGCCUCCUCGCACGCUUAAUGCUCGCCCAAGCCCCAGCGCAACGCAAUCGCGAUAUCCCCCUCUCCCCACUCGUCACCCGACUAGGCGAAUACUUUCAAAUCCGAGAUGACUACAAGAACCUAACCGAAGAGUACACCAGCCAAAAAGGCUUCUGCGAAGACCUGGACGAAGGCAAGUUCUCCUUCCCACUGAUCCACCUCCUGCACGCGCAACCCGACAAUAAGCAUCUGCGGGAGGUGCUGCAACUGGGAAGCCCCCGCCGCACGAUCAGCAUUGCACAGAAGCAGGAGGUGGUGGGGCUGUUGCAGCGCAGUGGGAGUAUGGAGUAUACGGGUCGGACGCUGCGGGCGAUCAUGGGGGAGAUUCAGCGGGGGAUGGACCGGGUGGAGCUGGAGACGGGGUGCGUGAAUUGGGUGUUGCGGUUCUUGGUCUCCAAAUUGGAGGUGUGA